AUGUUUAUGACAAAAAAUGAGAACGACCACGGAGUGAACACGUUUUCUUCUGAAGGACGAUUGUUCCAAGUGGAGUACGCUACCGAGGCUAUGAAACUUGGGUCGACUGUUGUCGGUAUCAGAACCAACGAGGGUGUUGUUAUUGCUGUCGAGAAGAGAAUUUCGUCACCAUUAAUGAUCAGCAGCUCCAUUGAGAAGAUUAUUGAAAUAGAUGAUCAUAUCGGAGCCGCAGUGAGCGGUUUAACAGCCGACGCAAGGACGUUAAUCGACAACGCUCGUCUUGAGGCACAAAACCAUCGAUUCAUGUAUGACGAACCAAUUAACGUCGAGGUCGUGUCUCAAGCAAUCAGCGAUUUGUCACUGAGAUUUGGUGAGGGGUCUGGAAAGAAAAAGAUGAUGAGUCGACCAUUUGGCGUCGCCUUGUUGGUAGCAGGUGUCGACGAAACAGGGCCAAGACUGUUCCAAACAGAUCCAAGUGGAAUGUUCUUGGAAUUUUACGCGAAGGCUACUGGAGCCGGGACGGAGGCCGCACAGAGCAUCUUACACGAGAAGUAUAAAAAGGAGAUGACCCUUAGAGAGGCGGAGGUGUUGGCACUUUCCACGCUUAAACAGGUCAUGGAGGAAAAGUUAUCUGCGAAAAACGUCGAGGUCGCGCUUGUUACUGUUGAGAAGAAAAAGUUUGAGGUUAUGAAUGAAGAGUUCAUUGAAUCACUUAUCAAAGAAAUUAAAGACGAAAUCAUCUAA
Entamoeba invadens IP1 is the source of this 744-nucleotide messenger RNA. RefSeq names its product proteasome subunit alpha type-5, putative. NCBI's taxonomy places the organism in Eukaryota, Evosea, Mastigamoebida, Endamoebidae. The record is from RefSeq and is a predicted model, not a curated record. The transcript has 2 exons. Bases 1 to 744 code for a protein of 247 amino acids. Gene Ontology annotation, cellular component: nucleus; proteasome core complex; proteasome core complex, alpha-subunit complex. Gene Ontology annotation, biological process: proteasome-mediated ubiquitin-dependent protein catabolic process.